Molecule: messenger RNA, 2941 nt
Organism: Hippoglossus stenolepis (Pacific halibut)
Lineage: Eukaryota; Metazoa; Chordata; Actinopteri; Pleuronectiformes; Pleuronectidae
Gene: nptnb
Product: neuroplastin b
Exons: 10
Coding region: 537-1769 (410 amino acids)
Biological process (GO): homophilic cell-cell adhesion; axon guidance; dendrite self-avoidance
Cellular component (GO): axon; plasma membrane
Molecular function (GO): cell-cell adhesion mediator activity
Source: RefSeq, a predicted model, not a curated record
GCGCAGGUUGUCGUUGGUGUCCUACCCGCAGCUGUUCCUCUUUUUUCUGUGGUAUUAAAAAUAGACCGGUGCUGAUAACGGACUCGUGUUGCGGCUACACCACUUCCCGUCGGGGAUCAUUUGUGCGCCACUUUCAUUUUAAUCACCAAACCGUGACCGUGACAGCGCAAACGCGCAUCGGUCUGCGCAUCUCUGAAAUCUUCACUACAGUGUGGACAACCUCCCUGACAUCCAGAGACCUCUCCUCCGCAAUCCGACGAGGGCUUCUCUGCCGCCUAUGGCUGCUCAUCGUCGGCAUCCCUGAGCCGCUGGCCUCGUCCCCGGACCAUUCACCUGCAGCUGUCAUCUGAAGGUCUUUGAAUCAGGGAGACGUCUCUACGAUCAUCAUUAUUUUUUCUUUUCUUUUUUACAUCAUCAUCCUUAAAGAACCCGCUGCUAUGCUGGGCCCAUCUCUCUAGAUCUUUUGAUCAAUACACACGAGCUCUCAUCCCACAUCCGUCCGACCGAGACCCUGGUACUCUCAUCGAGCCCCGACGAUGCAUCCUAACGCAGCGAUGCUGGCGAUGGUCCUUUUGGGGAACUUGGCGGUGCCUUUCGCCUCGGCUCAAAACGCUGGGUUUGUGAAGUCGCCCAUGUCUGAGACUAAGCUUACGGGGGACACCUUUGAGCUGUACUGCGACGUGGUCGGCAACCCCACUCCAGAGAUCCAGUGGUGGUAUGCUGAGAUCAACCGAGCCGACUCCUUCAAGCAGCUGUGGGACGGAGCCCGCAAACGCCGGGUAUCUAUCAACACGGCUUACGGCACCAAUGGGGUCAGUGUGCUCGGCAUCACGCGCCUCACACUGGAGGACUCUGGGACCUAUGAGUGCCGGGCCAGCAACGACCCCAGGCGCAAUGACCGCCGACAAAACCCUGCCAUCACCUGGAUCCGCGCCCAGGCCACCAUUUCGGUGCUACAGAAACCAAAGAUCAAUGCCUCUGAUCAGAUCAUCCUGUCAGCGGAAACCUCAGGCAAACCCGUUACCCUGCAGUGUAACCUCACCACUGCCCACACCCCUCACAAGGAAAGCUUCUGGAUGAAGAAUGGACAGGAGAUCACCAAUACACGGACAGAUCAAAUGAACACAUCGCACAGAAUCAUUAAACCACGAGCGGACGUUUCUGGGGAAUACAUGUGUGUGUUCACAUUUGACAUGGCACCAAAUGCAAAUGCAACAAUCGAAGUAAAAGCCGACAGCAAAGCCAUCAACUUGAAUAAGGAAUCUUCUCUGAGAAAGGCAAAACCUGAUAUCACCGGCCACAAGAGGAGUGAAAAUAAAAACGAGGGGGAAAAUGCAACAAUGUACUGUAAGUCUGUUGGUUACCCACAUCCCACCUGGACAUGGCGUAAAGUGGACGGAACAUCCUACAUGGAAAUUGACAACUCUACUGGACGCUUCUUCAUCACCAACAGAGACAACUACACAGAGCUCUACAUACUAAACCUGGACAUAGACACAGAUCCUGGAAUAUAUGAAUGCAAUGCCACCAACGUGAUAGGAAACACUGCUGAGACCACUAUUCUGCGUGUGCGCAGCCAUCUUGCACCGCUUUGGCCUUUCCUGGGUGUGCUAGCAGAGAUUAUAAUCCUAGUUGUCAUCAUUGUUGUGUACGAGAAACGCAAGAGGCCGGACGACAUCAUCGAGGACGAUGAACCAGUAGGACCAAUGAAAACAAAUUCAACAAACAACCACAAGGACAAAAACAUUCGCCAGAGGAAUACAAAAUAAGCAAUUUACUCAAGUGAGAUGGCUAAAAACUGUGUUAUUGUGACAAGAUGAAGGUAUCAGCGGUGGAUAGAUCUCCAGGCAGUUUCGAAUAUAAGCAUAUCUUGUCUCUUUUUAUGAGAAACAAUAUCAGCAUAACACUGGCAACAAAAAGAACAUAACGGCUGUCUUAAGCAUGCCUUAUUCAGUCUUACGUGGAGAUUUCAGGAUGACGAAUAAUGACUAAAACCACCUCAAAGGUGUACACAUUUUUAAUGUGCUGUUGAUGUCUCCUUUAUUGAUUUCAUCAUGUCCUCGAUUGAGGUGAUCCCUUUUGUAUUACAUAUCAUGUACAAUGCAUGCAAGAUUAUUACGCAAUAGGAUACUCAGAAUAGACAUUUUCUGUUGUUAUCCCCCUCGUGUGGCUUUUUUUGCAUCCAAAAUGACCUAUGUUUUUUAUGAAAUCAAUAUAUAUAUAGAUAUAUAUAUAUAUAUCUAUAUAUAUAUGUGUGUGUGGAUAUAUAUAUAUAUACAUAUAUAUAUAUAUAUAUAUAUGGAGAGUUAUUCUUAAAGAUUUGUACAGCAUAUCAUGGUCAUUUAACUAUGUUUGAUUUUGUGACAAUAAGUCCACUUUUAACAGAACUUUUAUUGUGAAGCAAGGGCUUCAUUAACUGGCAGUAUUUAAAUUUAAUUAUUAAAUUGAGAGUGAUUACAGAAGAUGACUACUGUGUGUUUAAAUAUCUACGAUAAAAUGUGUAUUACUUUUAUUUUCUUUCCAGAGUAACUUAGGUGUCUUGUAUAUGUUGAUGUAUGAGUGUUCAAAUAAUAGGAAAUCUGUAAAAAAUAUUUUUUUUUAUAUUCCCCAAAUUCAUGAAUUGAUUUUUAUUUUCUAUUUUUUCUCUUUAACUGUAUAGCAUGGCUAUAAUCCUAUGCAAUAUGUAUUCUUAAAUAGAUAUAUGGAGGGCGGUUUGUUUUACUCAGUGAAGCUUUAAUAUUGUGGGAUCACUUGGAAGCUGGCAUAGCAAAAUUCACUGCUGUAGCUGCAUGACUCCUGUUUCAAUACAAUGUAUCCAUGUGUGUGGCGGUGGGAAUGGACCGGCGUUAGGGUGGGGUCAGAGGGACCAGAGUAUAUAGCCACAAUCAAACAUGAGUGAGACCAAUAUUUUCUUUUCUGAAUAAAAAGUUUAAAAAAGGAA